AUGGCGGGCGGCGAUCGGGAGCAGGACGCGGAGGAGGAGACGCGGAACCUGAUGAUGCAGAACCUCUUCGGGGACCAGUCGGAGGACGAGGACGAGGCGGACGACGACGACGACGUCGUCGAGGUCGUCGAUGAGGACGACGGCCACCAGCAACAGCUGCAGUCGCCCCCGCAGUACCACCAGGAGCUGGAAGACGACGCCGACGAGGAGGAGGAGGACGACGCCCGCAGCCACGCGCCCGCCCGCCACGGCGGAUACCACUCCGAAGAAGUGGAUGGCGAGGCAGAGAAUGGAGGUGAAGGUGAAGGCGAAAGUGAGGGCCAAGUUGGAAUGGACGAGGAAAGUGAAGGCGAAGCUCAUCGUGCCGAUCUUUAUCAAGGAGAAAGUGAUGGGGACAAAGUCCAGAGCUCCCCAGAAAGAGAACUCGAUGACCAGAGGAUGGAACCUGAUGCAAGAGGAAUGGAUAGCGAAGAUGAAGGCUACCAGCAGAGGACAGUAUCUAGCAGAAGAAGGGGAGUUGUUGCCUCUGAAUCCGAGGGAUCGGAAGAUAAUUACUAUGCUGAUGGAGCUCAAGAAGACGAGGAACCUCGCCAAACAAGGAAACAAAGCUCUCCGAUGGAGGAAGAAAGAGAUCAUGAAGUAGUUCGCGAUGUGUUUGGUGAGAGCGAUGAAGAUGAACCAGCUCCAUAUCGCGCUCGGCAUGAAAUUGAUGAAGAAUCUCAUAGAUCUCCCUUGGAGGAUGAAGGCCAGUAUGAGAAGGGCAUGCAACCAGAUGACCUUGUGGCUGAUGAAGAUAUGCGAUAUGAAUCUGAUGAUAAUCGUGAACUGAAACCAAAAGAGAAACCAGUCGGUCCACCGCUAGACUUGGUGGUUCCAUUUAAGCAACCACCAGCUCAACCUGACAAAAUGAAUGUGAUCAAGGUAUCAAACAUUAUGGGGAUCGACCCUAAACCCUUUGAUCCAAAAACAUAUGUGGAAGAAGAUGUUUUUGUUACAGAUGAAUCUGGGACUAAGAAAAGGAUACGGCUGGAGGACAAUAUUGUGCGGUGGAGAACCGUUAGGAAUGCAGAUGGCACUACAUCUCGUGAAAGCAAUGCACGCUUUGUAAAAUGGAAGGAUGGAAGUAUGCAGCUUCUGAUUGGCAAUGAGGUCCUUGAUAUAUCUGUACAUGAGGCGCAUCAUGACCAGUCCCAUCUGUUUUUGAGGCAUGGGAAGGGAAUUCUACAAUCACAAGGAAGGCUUUUGCACAAAAUGCGAUUUAUGCCAUCCUCCUUGUCUUCAAAGUCACAUCGCUUAUUAACUGCCCUGGUUGAUUCUCAGAAUAAGAAAACUGUUAAGAUGCAAAAAUGGUUUGAGACUAAGGAUCCUGAGAAAGCAAAAAUGGAAAAAGAAAGGAAUCAGGGCCAAACUAUUCGAGCCCAUUCGAUCCUUCAACGCAAGAGAGAAAAAGUGAACCGCAAGUACACACAACCUGCCCGGCCAAGGCGGCAGCUUUCUCCAGGGUUCUUAGAAGAUGCUCUAGAUGAGGAUGAGGAGCCUGACUAUGGUUCUCGGCGAAUGGCAGGUCGUAGGCGUUUUGAGGAUGAAUUGGAGGCUGAAGCACUAGCUGAGAGGCGUAUCAUUAACGCGAAGAAGUCAAAUAUGAGCAGAAAUGUUCCCCGCAAACCACCGUACCCUCCUGCUCGUCCACCGAGACGUCAAGCUGAUGAAUACUCGGAGAGUGAGAGGGAGGAGUCAGAGUAUGAAACUGAUGGCGAGGAUAUUGAACAUUCACCACGUCGUGGAAGGGCGGAUGAGCUGGAUGAGGAGGAAGAGUAUGAGGAAGACGUUGAAGAAGAAGCGCCUCUGUCAGAUGAAGAAAUGGAGGCACCGAAACGAAAGAGAGAAUCAGGGGGUGGUGGGCACAGGCGUGAGGAGCUGGUGUCCGAGGAUGACGACGAUGACGAUUCUCCACCAAGGAAGCAGCCGGUUGUUCAGCAUCGUAGAAAGGCUGUCGUGUUUGAUGACAGCGACGAGGACUAA
Miscanthus lutarioriparius is the source of this 2022-nucleotide messenger RNA. Lineage: Eukaryota; Viridiplantae; Streptophyta; Magnoliopsida; Poales; Poaceae. The record is from the annotation of a GenBank genome assembly.